Molecule: messenger RNA, 1300 nt
Organism: Anthonomus grandis grandis
Lineage: Eukaryota; Metazoa; Arthropoda; Insecta; Coleoptera; Curculionidae
Exons: 5
Coding region: 65-820 (251 amino acids)
Source: RefSeq, a predicted model, not a curated record
UGAAGUCGAGCCGGUGGCGUGAACGCACGGUAUAAAAAGUGUAUUUAUCUUAAGUAAACAAUCCAUGAUGACCGGGACAACAGGUUUUUUAGUAUGUGCUCUUAUUUGCCAGUGUUUUUUUACAUUGUGUCUGAGCAAAAUAUUGGAUAAACAACCAUCGUUUGUUAGUACCUGCAUGAUCACCAAGCCCAAAGAAGAAUUUGUAAGUUGUUCUACCAAUGCAGUUCAAAAUCUUUUUAAUGAAAUUCCAAAGGGAAAUAAAGAUAUUGGACUUCAAGUUCUUGAUCCUCUUCGGGUCCCUUUUGUAAAAAUUCUCCAAGGAGGCGGUGGUCCAGUGACAGUAAAUGCUUCAUUAACUGACGUCUCUGUCGUAGGAUUUGGUAAUACAAAAAUUGUUUUAAAUAGCGUAGAUCCCGAAACAUAUGACUUUUAUACAAAACUGCAUUUACCCAGGCUCAGAAUAGAUGGUAAUUACGAGCUUUUGGGAAGAAUAUUAGUGAUACCUUUAAGGGGAAAGGGUAGCUGUUGGUUUGAUGCUAAGGACCUUGACAUCAACGUAAAGUCCGAUGUAAUUAUGGAGAAACGUGAUGGAUUUCAUUUCUUUAACGUAACUGAUGUUCAUGUUAAAUUUAGCAUUGGAGGUCUAAAAUUGCACAUGGGAAAUUUGUUUGAAGGAAUUAAGGCACUGGAGGAUUCCACUAAUGCCUAUCUUAACGCUAACUGGCGGCCAGUUGCAGAAUCUCUAAAUCCAAUCCUGUCAAAGACCAUUGAAGAUAUUAUGUUGGACAUAUUGCAAAAAGUGUUCGAUAAUAUUCGAUAAUAUAAUUUUAAACACAGACAACAUUGAAAAAACCCAUUAUGAAAGAAAAUUUUCUAAAAAUAAGUACAACCUAAAUAAAUCUUAACUUAUAAACUGGAUUCAAGGAUGCAUGCUAUAUAUUUAAGUAUGUAUUAUGACGUUUAACGAUGCCUACAACUUGAAUGGUUUUAAUUAAAUUUGAUAUCGACUUUAGUUUAUAGAAAAUAUUUAAGAUUAAUGUAGUACAAAAUAAAAUUCAUUUAUUCAUUCAUUCAUACAUUCAAGCUUAUUUAUAAGUAUAACUUUUUUUAAAAUGUAUACAGAGUGUUCUAAAUUUGAAACACAUUAAAUAAAUUAGAACAAAACUACUCAUUUUGAUGAUAAACAAAAUCCUUUUUCAAUUGUGAAAGACACAGGUAUAUUAAUAAGUGUUUUUUAUUGGAUUUUAUUUAAAAUGAUUUGUUUUUAGCAGUUCUUCCUUUGUCGAUCAAAUUUAACAUA